This is a messenger RNA of Plodia interpunctella (Indianmeal moth), 3749 nucleotides long. RefSeq names its product expansion (gene exp). The transcript is spliced from 11 exons. Lineage: Eukaryota; Metazoa; Arthropoda; Insecta; Lepidoptera; Pyralidae. Gene Ontology annotation, molecular function: protein binding. The record is from RefSeq and is a predicted model, not a curated record. Gene Ontology annotation, biological process: regulation of DNA-templated transcription. The coding region runs from base 393 to 1898 and encodes 501 amino acids.
GCAAAAUCGCGGCGUUCACGGUGCCGCCAACACGCGUCUAACGCCGUACAUCUCUACCCGUCACUCUGUAUGCGAAUUGCAACUCUAUUCACAAAGCAAUAAAGGCUCAUUUCGUGCUUCAUAUUGAAGUGAUAAUUUCUAAUUUUCAUAUGUUUUAUUUAUUUUACGAACGAGUGAUUUUCGAUUAGUGUGAUAGUGUACGAAUUUGGACAGUGAAGUGAUAAUUUUUAUACCGUAUUCUGGAGGAUUAUAUCUUUGAAAAUUAAAGAUACAAAUCAACGGCGACGAGAGUGAAAUUAGAAGUGUCAGUGAAAAUGUGUCAAAAUCUAUAAAAAAAAAAAUUAUAGUUUCGUGUGUUUGUGUGUGUUGUGAUUUUACUGUGAAUCUUCAAGAUGAUGACCUUGUACAGAACCAUUAAGGGGACUAGCACUACGAAGAGGAAGAAACGCGAGAGAAGCCUAGGCCCGUUCGAGGCAGUGUCGGGUAGCGAGAUGGUGUCUCGAAGACGAAUCCUGUCGCGGUCGCGCGACGACCUCACACUAGCCAAUCAAAUGGAGGAGGAAGAAGACGUCUGGUAUCAAAAGGAUAAACUUUAUAAGGAACAUAUACAAGAAGUGCUAGACAAAUGGACACAGAUAGACGACGAGAUCUGGGCCAAAGUGAUCGUGUUCGAAAAAAACCGACGCGUCGCGAAAGCUUAUGCUCGUGCGCCGGUGCUCACCAUCAACGGCAGCGACGACGGCUUUGACGGCAUGAGAAUCGGCCUGUGCGGAUUCGACAACCCACACAGAGAUCAAAAGACAGAAGAAUUGAAAAGACAUAUAGGACAGGGAGUCAAAAUAAAAAUGGAUGACGCCGGUAACAUACUCAUCAGGCGCUACUCCAAGAGUAGCGUGUUUGUGAAGAGUACCGCGGCCGCCAGCAAUGACGAGACAGCCAUCGGGCAGGACAUCGUGAAGCUACCUGGCUAUGCCCUCGAACAGGAGAAAAUUUUCAAGCUAUUCGACAUGAAGAAAUUUCAAUCAAAUGUGAACCGGGAGCUCCGGAGAGCAUACCCCGACCGCAGAAGGCUGGAGACGCAGUGUCUCAGUGCUGUGGCCUUUGUCAAGUCGGACAGCGAGCUGCUGGAGUGCCCCAUCUGGGUGCUAGUUAUCAAUGUCGUCGCCAUGGACAUGCUCAAGUCAAAAUUGCCUCCAGUUCAAAGGCCAAUGGAUAUCAAGAACCGCCCGCGCAUCCCUAUCCCCGACGAGGACCCGUACAGCAUCGCCAGCUCCAACGCCAACGGUUCCGGGUCUUCCGGCAGUUCUGGAGGUUAUGGCCACAACGGCCACGGAGUGGUGGCUGCGACAAGGGAGCAGCUGAUGAUGCAGAUGGGUCAGAGGAGAGGGGACAAGCCGCCCAAGCUGCCGCCGAGAGAAAAUGGAUACGGACCCGCUGAUAUUCCCAAGCCGGAUUACGAUGACAUUGAAGUGAACGAGCGCGUCCCAACACAGUUCCCGAGAGGAAAGUCAGACAAAGGCAAAGACAACAAGAAAUAUGAUGACCCGUACUACUGCGGUCUAAGAGCACGCGUGCCGAACUUCGUAAAGACGAACGGGGCCAAAGUACUGCCAACAAUGACCGAGCGACUCACCCUGAAAGAGGCUCCGGUCCCCAGCAAGCGAUACAGCGUGGCCCACGCCCACCCUGGCCCGUUCCCACCACACAUGGUGCCCCCAUUCGUCCACGCACCGAUGCCCCCCGCAGCACUAUGGCACGCUCGCUCCUACGAAAGCGGAAUCGAUGGCGAUCCAUACGACCCAUACGCGUUGUAUGGAAGACUCCCCAUGCCUGGGAUCGGAUAUCCCCCACCACCAGCGGCCAAUGCACGCCACAUGUUCAUCGGAGAAUGGGACUAAAUCCAUCGACACAGCUUUUUCACUUAUGUCGAUACUGUCACAUCACUAGAGUCUUGUUAAACGGCUCUAGCCCUUUUGAAGCGAAUGGUCCUCGAUGAUAAAAAAAAAACGAAUUUAUGGAACAAUCAUGGCCAUCGCUGUUUAAACUGAGAUAAUACACACGCUCAAUAUUUUAUUGAUUAGCAUCAUGUUAACGAAACUGUAUACAGCGCAGUAGAAAUUUUCGAUAUUUAUGUUUAUUUGCAAUCUUGUAAUUUGAGAUUGAGAACUAAUAAAAUUCACGACCAGAGAGUAAUUUGUAGUCUUUUGAAUACAUUCAAUUGAUUAACUAAGAAUGUGACUGUAUCUGCGUUGUAUCAAAUUGUAAAUAUGAUCGAUUUUGUAAAUUAUAUGUGGUUAUUAUUUAAGAAAAAUUCAAGAGCAAAAGAAAAGUUUUCAUCACAUUUUUUUAGAUGAAUUAAAUGACGAACGAAUCAGAUUUAAUGCGAAUCUGACAUUAAAAUUUUUAAAUUUGGUGGAUUUUUGCAUACGUUGUUUUAAUUAAUAAAAUAAUAAAUUAGACUUAUUAGUUUGUAUUAUGAUUGUUUACCAACACUUCUGUUAUAAUCUCUAUAUUUAGAUUUAGAUUUUUGUAAUAUAGUAAUGUAAUUUAUGAAAUAAGUGAAUAUACACUGCCACUAUAACGACGUCGUGUUCAACUUCGAUGAAUGUCUUUUUAAUUUUAAAUUUUAAUUAAUGUGUCAAUCCUAGUCAUUACUGGGUUGGGAAUAAAAUGUAUACUUAGUUAAGUCCAGAUUUCUCUUCGUAUACCUACUCCUUAUAAAACUCUGGCCUAAAGAGAAAAAAUGGAAUUGCUAAUGGGAAAACUUUAUUACAAAUACAUAUUUUUUUACAAAUAAUGUCAGAAUAUUGAAAUAUUGUAUCAAAUGAGCAUUUUAUAAAAUCUAUCUUCUCAAUACGAUUUUGUUCUUGAAUGUUUUUAACAGUGGUUUGUCACUUGUUAACAAUAUAUCACUUUUUUCUUUUUAGUUGUAUCUAUUAGAGUAGGUAUAUUAUUAUCUAAGUAAGUAUAAGUAACCAUUUUAGUGUAUUGUACGUUCUUUUGUAAAUAUUUUUCUUACAUACAAUAGUGAAAUGCUAAUAAAUGUUUACUUGUAUUUUAUAUACCUACCUUAUAUUACAUUUUCAAUACUCAAACGAUAUUUUAAUAGAAUUUAGAUUAGACACUUAUCUAAAUAUUGUUAAGUUAAAAUCAAAUUUUAAUGUAAUUUAUUGUUUUAAAGUACACAUACGCAUAUAAUAUUUUUGUACUCAUGAUAUUUUAUGAAAACUACUUAUAUAAAAUUAGGGUAUAAAAUACCUAUCUAUACGUAGAGAACCAUUUUCUACGUAAAUAGGUAUGUAUUAAAUGUAGUGUAGUUCUUUUCUGAACGAAAUAUCUUACUUGAAACAAAUGUACAUUCAAAAUUUAUGCAGGUGCUACUUACGUUACCAUUUUAUAAAUAAUUAUACAAUUUAAAAAUAAGUAUUACAGAAAAAACAAAAUUUUUAUUCAGUGUUAACGCUUCACUUAGAUUCUUUUUCAAAUUAAAAGAUACUCUAGAAACUCUCAUAAUAUGUUACAUAAUUUACAUAAUAGCUAAUUGGAAUUUAGGAAUUCAAAACACAACAAUUUUGUAAGAUAUUGAUGUAAAUAAAUUUACAAUAAUAAUUAAAACUAAUUAUUAUAUGUUCUUUUAUGUAAAAAUCAAUUCAUUUCUAGAUUUUAGAAACUUUUAAUGAAAUAUAUCAACAUCCGAAUGUAUUGUUGAAGAAGGGUGUUGGAUAACGUAACCUAUGAUAAGGAGACAU